This is a messenger RNA of Mesorhabditis spiculigera, 3309 nucleotides long. NCBI's taxonomy places the organism in Eukaryota, Metazoa, Nematoda, Chromadorea, Rhabditida, Rhabditidae. The record is from the annotation of a GenBank genome assembly.
AUGUCCGCAAAGGCCGUCAGCGAACUUUCGGGCAAGGAGCUACUCUAUAGCCACCUGGAAAAGGAGGGCCUGAUCGAUGCCCCGCACCUCAUCCGUCUGACCGAGGGCGAUGACUUCAGCAAGGUCUACGAGGAGCACGAGCGUCUCCAUGGGCCCUCCGCAGAGAAACUCGUCGUCAAGCCCGACCAGCUCAUCAAGCGUCGCGGCAAGCACGGACUCGUCAAAUUCGGCGGAAAGGCCGACAUCGAGAAGUGGUUCAAGGAAUGGCAGGGCACUUACGUCCAGGUUGGAAAGACUACCGGGCGCCUGAGCACAUUUAUCGUCGAGCCGUUUUGCGCGCACGCCGACGCCGACGAGUUCUACAUUUGUAUCUACAGCGGCCGCAACUCGGACACGAUUCUCUUCUACGAGCAGGGCGGCGUCGACAUUGGAGAUGUUGAUCAGAAGGCCCGGCGUCUCGAAGUCCCCGUCGAGCUCGACGAUGCGCAGAUGACCCUCGCCGAUGCUGAUCUCAAAAUGCUUCUCGGCGAUCUGGGAGCCCGCACGAGUAUCGUCACCAAGUUCGUCAAGCAGCUCUACAACGUCUACAAGGACUGCCACUUUACCUACCUGGAGAUCAAUCCGCUAGUCGUCGUCAACAACAAGGUGCACAUUCUGGACCUGGCGGCGAAGCUCGACGAGACGGCCCUGUUCAUUUGCAGCGAAAAGUGGAAGGGACGCGGCAAGGAGAUGGUCGAAUUCCCGGCUCCUUUUGGACGUGAUUUGACUGAAGAGGAGGCCUACAUCGCCGAGAUGGACUCGAAGACGGGUGCCUCCUUGAAGCUGACGAUCCUCAACCGCGAGGGCCGCAUCUGGACGAUGGUGGCGGGCGGAGGUGCUAGCGUUGUUUUCACUGACACCGUCUGUGACCUCGGCGGCGCCUCCGAGCUGGCCAACUACGGCGAGUACUCUGGCGACCCGUCGGAGAGCCAGACGUUCGAGUACGCGAAGACGCUGAUGUCGGUGAUGACCGAGGGCAAACCACAUCCCAAGGGCAAGGUGCUGAUCAUCGGCGGCUCGAUUGCCAACUUCACCAAUGUGGCCAAGACUUUUGGAGGUAUCGUCAAGGCGUUCGAGACGUUCGUCGACAAGCUGAAGGAGCACCACAUCACCAUUUAUGUGCGUCGCGGUGGUCCCAACUAUCAGCAAGGACUGCGCAUUAUCAAGGAUGCCGCUGACCGUCUCGACCUGCCGAUCCACGUCUUCGGCCCGGAGACGCACAUGACUUCGAUCGUCGGCGCUGCCCUGGGUGUUCGCCCAGUCCCUGCCCCGCCAAUUGCCCCUAAGACCACUGGCCAGUUCCUGUUGUCGCCGGAAACAAAUACUGCUGGCACCAUCAAGAACGUCGACUCGUCGGCCGAGCUCCGGACAAUGGUGCAAAAGGAGAGCGACACCAAGUCGCUGCCCAAGGACCUCUACCAGACGCUUUUCGAGAACAACACCAAGGCCGUCAUCUGGGGCCAGCAGCAGAAGGCUAUUCAAGGUAUGCUCGACUUCGACUACGUUUGUCGCCGCGCCUCCCCAUCCGUCGUCGCCGCCACCUACCCACUCGCCGGCGAUAACAAGCAGAAGUACUACUUUGGCCAAAAGGAGAUCCUCGUCCCGUCUUAUCAGAAGAUGAAGGAUGCGUUCUCGUCGCACCCUGAUGCCAGUGUUAUGGUUACUUUCGCGUCGCUGCGCUCCGUUUUCGAGACGGUCAAGGAGGCGCUGUCGUUCCCGCAAAUUCGUGUCAUCGCCAUCAUUGCUGAGGGCGUACCGGAGAAUCAGACCCGGAAGUUGAUCAAGCUGGCCGACGAGCGCGGCGUGACAAUCAUCGGCCCGGCGACUGUUGGUGGCAUCAAGCCCGGCUGCUUCAAGAUUGGCAACACCGGUGGAAUGAUGGACAACAUCCUCGCCAGCAAGCUCUACCGUCCUGGAAGCGUCGCGUACGUUUCCCGCUCCGGCGGCAUGUCCAACGAGCUGAACAACAUCAUCAGCAGCAACACGGACGGCGUCUUCGAGGGAGUUGCCAUCGGUGGCGAUCGCUACCCCGGCUCUACCUACACAGAUCACGUGCUGCGCUACCAGAAGGAUGACAGAGUAAAAAUGAUCGUGCUGCUCGGCGAGGUCGGCGGCACUGAAGAGUACAAGAUUGUCGACGCGCUCAAGAACAAGCAGAUCACGAAGCCGUUGGUCGCGUGGUGCAUCGGCACUUGUGCUGAUCACAUCACUUCCGAGGUUCAAUUCGGCCACGCCGGUGCCUCAGCCAACGCUCUCGGCGAGACGGCCGCCGCCAAGAAUUCAUCCCUACGCGCCGCCGGUGCCAUUGUGCCCGCCUCGUUCGACGAUCUGGGCAAGGAAAUCCGUCAAGAAUACGAGCGGCUCGUCAACGCCGGCAUCAUCGUACCCAAGGAGGAGGUGCCCCCGCCGGCCGUCCCCAUGGACUACUCCUGGGCCCGCGAGCUGGGGCUCAUCCGCAAGCCCGCCUCGUUCAUGAGCUCGAUUUGUGACGAGAGAGGAGAGGAGCUCCGCUACGCUGGCGUGCCGAUCACCCGCGUGCUCGAGGAUGACAUGGGUGUUGGUGGGGUGCUGUCCCUUCUCUGGUGCCAGCGGCAACUGCCCGCCUACGCCAACAAGUUCAUCGAGAUUUGCCUGAUGAUCACCGCCGACCACGGACCCGCCGUCUCCGGUGCCCACAACACGAUCGUCUGCGCGCGCGCCGGCAAGGAUCUGAUCUCAUCGCUCGUUUCUGGACUUCUUACAAUUGGAGACCGCUUCGGAGGAGCUCUCGAUGGAGCCGCAAAGGCAUUCACGGAAGCGUUCGACAAGCAGCUCAGCCCCCACCAGUUCGUCAACGAGAUGCGGCACCAGGGCAAGCUUAUCCCCGGCAUCGGACAUCGCGUCAAAUCGAUCAACAACCCGGAUAAGCGUGUCGAGAUCCUGAAGAAGUUCGCCCUCGACCGCGCCGUCUUCACCCAGGACACGCCGAUCCUCAACUUUGCCCUGGAGGUCGAGAAGAUCACCACCGCCAAGAAGCCCAACCUCAUCCUGAACGUCGACGGUGCGAUCGGUGCCAUCUUUGUCGACAUCCUCCGGCACUCGGGCCAGUUCACCCAAGCGGAAGCCCAGGAGAUGAUCGAGAUCGGCGCCCUGAACGGCCUCUUCGUGCUCGGCCGUUCCCUUGGAUUCAUUGGGCACUACCUCGACCAGCGCCGACUGAAGCAGGGUCUCUACCGCCAUCCCUGGGACGACAUCACCUACGUGCUGCCCGAAGGCGAAUUCGACCGACCA